AUGCUAAUACCCAGUAGAUACAUUUUGGAUGAAGAGAGACUCCUGUUUCUUGCUUUACCACAUAAGAAAUUGGCGGAAAAACAAUUACAUUUUGGGCUUAAAUUAAAUACGGGUCAAGUUAGUAGAGCCAAUAGUGGUAUAGGCCUGGAAACUGCCAAAGCUCUUGUUAAAAGAAAGGGUCGAGUUAUUUUUGCUUGCAGAGAUAUUGCUAAAGCAAAGGAAUGUAUCGCGGCAAUCAGAAGAGAACAGCCCAACGGAGGGGAGAUGAUCCCCAUGCAAUUGGACCUAGCAUCCUUUGAAUCUAUCGAGAAUUUUGUAGAAGUUGUUAAGGCCGGCUUCAACAAAAUCGACGUGCUAAUCAACAAUGCUGGUGUUGUUGUGCCCUUGUAUUAUGAUCAGAAAACCAAGGAGGGCUUCGAAAUACACUUUGGUGUUAAUCAUCUCGGCCAUUUCUACCUUACCACUCUGUUAUUAGACCUAUUAAGAAAGGCUACGCCAAGCAGAAUAGUCAUUGUCUCUUCAACACUUCACGAGCGCGGUAAAAUCGACUUUGACGACUUAAACUUAAGAAAGGAAAUUGAACUCGCAAAGAAAAACGGCAGCGGACGUCACAAUGCUGGCUAUUGCAACUCCAAGCUAAUGAAUGUUUAUUUCGCGAGGGCCCUUGCGCACAAACUGAAGAAUGGUGGGGUUGACGUCAACGCCUGCUGUCCUGGAUUCUGCGCUACCGGUCUCUUUAGGCAUUCCAUAAGAUGGUAUCACUACUUCCUGAUGGCACCUGUGAUGUUAUUCUUCAUGAAAACUCCAAAACAAGGCUCCGAAACUGUAGUAUUCUGCGCUUCCGACUACACCAUCGAAGGUAAAUCAGGAAAAUUCUUCCGUAACUGCGAGGAAGUAAUGCCUAAAUACGAGUUCGACAGAGAUGUAGAGGCCAAACUGUGGGAAGUGAGCGAAGAGCUCAUCAAGGCCAGAAAGCCCCUAUGA
This is a messenger RNA of Arctia plantaginis, 984 nucleotides long. Lineage: Eukaryota; Metazoa; Arthropoda; Insecta; Lepidoptera; Erebidae. The record is from the annotation of a GenBank genome assembly.